AUGCGAACCAUUACCAGCUUCUUCAAGCGUCCGUCUUUCGCAGCAACAUCCCGCGAUGCGCGUGCUGAGACCCAAGCCGACGACCCCGCGCCAGCUCCUGAGUCGUCCCCGCUCACCGAACUAUCGUCAUCCCUCCACUCGAACGACUCCUCUCCGCAACGUCCGAAGGGCCAACGCUCUCAGCUGAAUGCGCCGCUCUCAUCGCAACCCAUCGGCGAUACAACCGGGAAUCAGGAGCUGCAGCACAGCUUCUUCAGCACCGAUGAUCCCUCGCCCGGAACGAGUUUCAGCUCACACCGCGUGGUAAAGAAGGGGAAGGAGGUCGUCAUCAGCUCCGAUGGCGAGGAUACGGACUCGAUAAGCUCGCUUGAGGCCCCGGAGGAUAUAUUUACGAAAUUCAUCAAACCGGGGGCCUCUGCGAGCAAAAGAUCAACGGACAGCGAUUCACCCGGGCCAGGAAUGAACCUGCGUGGCCGCGGUUCGACAAGAUCCAGAGGAUCGAUUCGCCUGUCACAAACGCUUCCAAAAUACAGACACACGCUUGAUUCACUUGUUGUCAAGACAGUUGAUGACAAUGAAACCGAAGCGAGCAUCGCAAAGCUGAAAGCGGCCUUUGAAAAAGAAGCUUUACGGGAGGCCGAGAAGAAGAAUGCUCUGGCACAUGGUUCGAACUUGAAGAGCACGCGGUUACACGAAGGUGUCCUGGCUUCGGCUUUAGGUGAUGAUGAUGACGAACUGGGGCUACAACGACUGCUUGAUGCGGUUCGGAGAACAGAGGCCCUUGACCUGGAGAAGACUUGGCACUUCUUUGACAAUGAGAGCGAGUUGCCUCCCGCACUAGACUUCCCGACGACUUCCAUCAAGCCGGGAACCCAACUAUUCGGACUGCGAGAGACCCAUUCGAGAGAGCGCGCAUUCCAUUCUGGGAUUGUCGAUGUCGCCUUAGCAAGGUCAAUGUUACCAGAUGCCCUGAUUUCAUGGGUUUUCCAUUCCGUGCCUUCGGAGUCUCAGGACAGCAUCAGACAGGCCUAUUGCAGAGCUGUGAAAAAUACGCCCGCCGAACGUAUAAAGACACUCAUUACCCCAGCGGACAUAGAUCAGAUCUUUCACCGGUUAGGAGCUACUCCGAGGGCACUUUCCAUUUCUGAGGAGGUCAUCCCAGAUGCAGAAGUUACAAAGAGUCGGGUAGAAACGGGCUCGCCGCGGGAAGGGGCCUUGCUAGCCGUCCUUGACCUACUUUCUGGGGCAGCGGAUUCGUUUGCAGAGAAUACACGAGAACGCGUGUUAAAUUAUCUGUUCCGUCUAACGCUCGAUGCAUCCCUGACCAGCAAUGCUCGGAUAUGUUCGGAACUGGAGCAAGCUAUACUCUCCGUGCUUGGGAACGUCCAUGAGGAUACGGUGGAUGACCUGGUACACCGCGUUUGCAUGUCCGCCUACGACACAAUCAAAGAUGCAACGCUUCAAAGCCGUCUCCUCAAGCACAUCCUACCGGUCUCGGACUGGAUCGCCGUAGUACGGUGUCGCCUUGCAUUGUCUUUCCUAACCCAUAGUCCCUUGCCACUCAGCGACAGUCUAGAGAAAGUCUUCAACUUGAAGCGAAUAACCAGCAUCCUGAAAGGCCAACGCUUCGAAGUGAAGCGAUACAAGAGAAAAGGCGAGAACAACUACGAUUACGAGGAACUCGGAUCCAUCACCGCGCUUCUGAACAUCGUAAUCGACUCCGGACGUUUUGAAGCGACGUUCCCCGACAAAGCCGCCGAGCGAGAAUUCAACGCCGACGUCGACGCCUUGUCGGAUCGGCUGAAGAAGAUAUUCACUUCCAUCGAGGAUUCGGGCGCAUCGCACCUCAAACGAACAUUGACAAAGGAGGCCCUGGAGUCUCUGCACUACCGUGUUAUCUAUUCCGUCCGAACAAAACCUCGUCCCAAGCAGUCGAUCUACGGGGAGAUUAUCCCUCGGAAAGAGAAAAAAGAAGUCUUUUCUGGUUGGAAAACUAAGCCUAAACAAGACCAAGAUACCGAAAUGCCUAUCCGACAACAUGACCAAUAA
Molecule: messenger RNA, 2049 nt
Organism: Aspergillus heteromorphus CBS 117.55
Lineage: Eukaryota; Fungi; Ascomycota; Eurotiomycetes; Eurotiales; Aspergillaceae
Exons: 7
Coding region: 1-2049 (682 amino acids)
Source: RefSeq, a predicted model, not a curated record